Molecule: messenger RNA, 5099 nt
Organism: Galleria mellonella (greater wax moth)
Lineage: Eukaryota; Metazoa; Arthropoda; Insecta; Lepidoptera; Pyralidae
Product: YLP motif-containing protein 1-like
Exons: 10
Coding region: 165-4094 (1309 amino acids)
Biological process (GO): regulation of telomere maintenance
Cellular component (GO): nucleus
Source: RefSeq, a predicted model, not a curated record
CGCCAAGCCAGCAACGCAAUUCAAUGAGCACGCCUGGCUAACAAAAUGGCCGAUCGUUUAAUAAUAUGUCAAUACUAGUUGUAUGUCAAAAAAUAUUUUUUUUGAUAAAAGUACAAUAUAUAUCUUAAAAACUAUAACCUAAAAACUGUUAAUAUAAGUUUAAAAUGUCUUGGCCAAUACCGCCAGCUGGUCCAUGGAAUCCAGGUAUUCCUGUUCAACCAGUUCCGCCUAUUCAGACUAUUCAGUCUGUUCAGCCGGUUCAGCCAAAUAUGAAUAUGGGAUCAUAUACUCCUGAACAAUGGUCAGCCAUGCAACAGCAAAACUGGCAACAGUGGGCUCAAUGGCAACAGCAAUACGCACAGUGGCAAAGUCAAUAUGGAGAAAAGUAUGAACAACAAAUGCAGGCUAUGCAAUCUAUGGGGGGAUUCAUGCCCCCUUUGCCGCCUGUCUCCGCUCCGCCACCGGCGCCUCCACCGCCAGAGAAUCCACCACCCCCUCCACCCCAUGAGAAUAAUCAGCCCCUCUAUAUACAGAAAAACCAACCAGCACCAGUUCCUGCACCAAAUAAUAACAAUGUUAGUGUUGGUGCAGGACCCUUUAGUAAUACUAGUGCCAAUUCUGGAACAGGUAAUAAUAAACAAUGGUAUGGUUCAGAGAAACCUGAACAACAAUCAACCAUUGACAAUGAAGCUUUAAAGAAGCUAGCAGAGGAGCAGAGACUUUUUGACAUUCAGUUUCAGAAAUGGGAAGAAGAGAUUGAGAAGUGGAGACAGGAGAAUGUAAACCAUCCAGAUAAGGAGGCAUAUAAAGAAUAUGAGCAAAAGUUUGAGGCGUGUCGGGCACAACUUUUAGAGCGACGGCAGCAGAUGAUCCAAAAGAAAGCUCGACUACUAGGUAAAGAUCCAACGGCAGCAAAUAACCCAAUAACAGGUAAUAUUUCUACUGCAGUUCCACCUCCAUUACAGAACAUGAAUAAAAAUAACUUUAAUCAAAGUAAUGUGCCUAAGCAGGAUUAUAAAAGGGCUGGUCAGAAUUAUACAGAUCAAGGUAAUGCAAAUCCUUCUUAUAAUCCGUACAACCAACCUCCUCCAUCUGGCUAUAAUAGAAAUGUCAACAAAAAUAUUAACCCACAUGAUAAAUAUCAGCAUGAGGCAGGCAAUUAUUCUGCAGCUAACAAAUAUUCUCAUAAUGAUAACUAUUCUGGUAAUGAUAACUACACUGAGAAUGAUGCCUAUAGGAAUAAUUACUCCGAGAAUGAUAAUUAUUCUGGGAAUGAUAACUAUUCUGUUAAUGAUAAUUAUCCUGGAAAUGAUAAUUACUCUGCUAAUGAUAAUUACGUGGGUAAUAAUGACGGUUAUCCUGAAAAUAAUGGCGAUUAUCCAGGUAAACCAGAUAAUUCCACAUUCUUACCUGCAAAUAGAUCCAGUGCUGGUAUUCCAGGAUUAGACUUGGUACCUGAAAAAGAUAAAACAUUACCACAAUCACAUGAGGUGAUUGACAUAACUGAUGAACCUGUAAAAAGUCAGGAGGUGAGAGGACCUGAUUAUUCAACUAUAUCUAAGGGAAUAAAAAAUAUACUUGGAGAUGAAAAAAUUAUGAAUAUGUUGUCAAUGGUUCGUGAUCAGACUAUGAUUGGUAAUCAAAAUAAGAGUACUCCUAAUGUGCCAAUGAAUACAAAUAUCCAGAAUAUGGUACCAAACAACCAAUGGGAUAGGAAUGCUGGUAAUUUCAACCAGCAAGUUGUUGACAGACAGAUGCCUUAUGGUAGACAAGAUUUCAAUUAUCCAACUCAACCCAACCAAGAAACAAAUUAUCCACCACAAAGAAGAGAUAUUCCGCCACCUCAGAAUAGGCCAUUUGAUGAUCAAAAAGUAGCACCUGGUCAAGACCGCUAUUAUGAUAGAAAUAAUCAAUAUGGCCCUCCUGGGAUGAAUCAUAAGGGUCCACUAAUACAAGACAAUAUGGCGCAACCAAGACCUUUAAUGGAACUGAGACCAUUGAUUGAUAAUAAUAGAAACAUUCAAGAUAAUAGAAGCAUGCAAGGUAAUAGGGGCAUGUUAGAUAAUAGAGGCAUGCCAGAUGAUAAUAUAGACAUGUUAGACGAUAAUAGAGGUAUGCCAGGUGAUAAUAGAAGCAUACCAAAUAAUAGAGGUAUGCCAGAUAACAGAGGUAUGUCAGAUAACAGAGGUAUGUCAGAUAACAGAGGUAUGCCAGAUAGUAGAGGCAUGCCAAAUAAUAGAGGCAUGCCAAAUAAUAGAGGCAUACUAGAUAAUAGAGGUAUGCGGGAUGUUGAGGACAUACAGAAUGUUAUGCCCAUCCAUAAUAACCAACAAAUAAUCAAUCAACCUCCAAGGCCGAAGUGGGUUGAAGAACCAAUGUUCACUCCAUCCCUAAUAGUUGAAUAUGAACACAAGCCUUUAAGACUUAAAGCUCGUGACUUCAUUGAACCUGUACACAUGUUCGAUUACAACCACAAAUCAAAAGACGGUGAAACCAGAGACGAUUUUGAAAAGGAAGUUGUCGAUUUGUUUACAAGGAAACCUAGGAGACCUGAAGUGGAUGAUGAUUAUAUGAACGCUGAUAGAUAUACAAGAGAUCAGUAUUCCAGAGAUUAUGAGAGGCGGGCGCCAAGAAAUGAUUAUAGAGAUGAUUAUCGUCCAAGGAUACCGCCUAGAGACGAAUUUGAUGAUAGGCGAAGGUUUGAUGAUAGGCAUGAUGAUAGAAGGCACGAUGAUCGCGACAGAAACGCUAGGCGCGAUGAUAUGUACAAAGACAGAGAACGGGAUAGAGACAGGGACAGAGAUAGGGAGAGAGAAAGGGAUAGAGAUAGGGAAAGGGACAGAGACAGGGAAAGAGAUAGGGAGAGAGAUCGGGAAAGGGAGAGAGAGAGGGAUCGGGACAGAGAUAGGGAGAGAGGAAGAGACAGAGAUACGUUUAGAGAUAGAGACACGUUUAGAGAUAGAGACACAUUCAGAGACAGAGACACAUUUAGAGAUAGGACCAGAGAGAUUAAGAGAGACGACGAUAGAAAUAGGAGUACUAGUAUCGAUAAAGAUCGUAAGAGAGGGCGUAGCAAGGAGAGUGAUGUUAGUGAAAGCUCAGAAUCGAAGAAGCUGAAAGAUUUAAAACAGAAACCACCCAGUCAUAUUGUGAUGAUUGAUGAUCUCUUGGAGAUGCCCGGGCGGGCGAUGCGGCCGGAGAAAAUUGUCAUCAUACUUAGAGGUCCGCCUGGCAGUGGUAAAUCAUAUUUAGCUAAAUUAAUCAGAGAUAGGGAGGCAGAGCAUGGUGGCACAGUUAGAAUCUUGUCAAUAGAUGACUAUUUCAUGCAGGAAGGCGAGAUAGAAGAGAAGGAUCCAGCUACCGGCAAAAUUUUAAAAAAAAUUACUAUUAAACACAAUUAUGAAGAGAGUUUAGAGGACACAUACCUUAAUUCAAAGAGAACUAUUACUGAUGGUUACUUCACAUUUUUAAUAUACGACGCCACGAAUGAACACUUACGAUGUUACGCAGAUAUAUGGAAUUAUGCCCGACAGAAUAGUUUCCAGGUUUACGUUUGCACGCUGGAGCUAGACGCACAAACGUGCUUUAAAAGGAACAUCCACAAUCGUAGCUUGGAAGACAUUCAAGUUAUAGUGACGCGCUUCUUCGAAACGCCAGCACAUCACAUACAACUGGACCCCACCACGUUACUCCAGAGCGCGGCUAUCACUGAGGUUCAGAUGGAGGACGCCGUGGAUGAUGUAGUCAUGGAGGAUGUCGAAGAAACUGAGGUGGAAAGCGUUUUUACUUCCAAGUGGGAGCGAAUGGACGACGCCGCGCAACUAGCCCGCCUCGACGGGAUCAGUAAGCCGCUACGACCAUCGCACCUCUCAAUGGAAGACUACCUUCAGUUAGACGACUGGAAACCGAACGUUGCUAAACCUGGCAAGAAAACUGUACGCUGGGCCGAUAUAGAAGAAAGAAUACAGCAGGAGAAGAUGCGCGCAAUCGGUUUUGUUAUCGGCCAAACGGAUUGGACUCGUAUGACGGAUCCUACUAUGGGCUCUAGCGCUCUCACUCAAACAAAGUAUAUAGAAAGAGUGAGACGCACAUAAAAAAAAUAUUUAAUUGCUCUAAUACGCAGGGUUGACACAACGUCAUGUAGGGUACAGAAGUACAAGUAUGGUUGUGGAUGACGGAAUGAAUGAUUAAAAAAUCAUUGUAUGUAAAUUAUUUAUAAUAUUAUAUUUGUGAGUGUGUAUGGUGUGAACAGAAGUAUUUUUUUUAAUGGAUGAUAAUGGAAUGGUCACCACGCCUGCGCUAUCGGUAUACACUGGUGGGACACCAGUGAAGGGUGAUAGAUUAUGAUAAAGCAAAUCAGUUAGCCCAUUGUGACAAAUCGAACAAUAAAUCAAUUACGAUGGGUUUCCACGUAGAAUCGAGGGGAGGGUAUAUUGCUAACAAUGGGAUUAUUAAUAUUCAUCACUAACAUUCCCUCCUCUACCAGGGGGUAGAGGAGAGCAGAGGAUAACAGAAGUGGCGUUUCAUUUUUAACAGACAAAUAAACAGUUAUUUUAAAAUGGGAUAUAAUUUUUAUAUUGAAAUGCAAAGAAUCAUGUGAUUGGAAUUGUCUCAAUGAUUUAUGAAUUCAUCACCAUCAUCACCUUCCUAUCCUUAUCCCAAUUAUUAUUUGGGGUCGGCAUAAUAUGUUUUCUUCUUCCAUUCUUUUCUAUUCCCAGUUAUUUCCGCAUUCACUCCCAUUCUGGCCAUAUCGUCUUUCACACAAUCCAUCCAUGUCUUUUUAGAUCUUCCUGUGCUCUUAUAGCCAUCUACAUUCAUUCUUAAUACUUUUUUUAAAAUAUGAUUAAUGAAUUAUUGGUACAUUAUAGCAACAAUAUCUGUGUCAAUUUGAAUUCACUGUGAGUGCAGUAACAGUCUGCUUUCUGAAUGCGCUAAGGUUUCAUGUCCAAAACCUUACAAUAGUUAGCUCACAUUUUUAAAUAAAUAGCAACCCUAAAUGUAAAAACAUCGUAAAGUUCAUUUUUUUGUAUUAUUUUUGAAAUUACAAAGACUUUAUAUAUAUAUAUAUAUAUAUAUAUAUAUAUAUAUAUAUAUAUAUA